Molecule: messenger RNA, 2987 nt
Organism: Ictalurus punctatus (channel catfish)
Lineage: Eukaryota; Metazoa; Chordata; Actinopteri; Siluriformes; Ictaluridae
Gene: keap1a
Product: kelch-like ECH-associated protein 1a
Exons: 7
Coding region: 828-2627 (599 amino acids)
Molecular function (GO): protein binding
Source: RefSeq, a predicted model, not a curated record
AAUGAACUGAAUUAGGUCGAACUCGGGUUUAAGCAUAAGUUCCACCUGGAAAAUAGUUCCGUAAACCUGAAACCGCAAAUUAUACAAUAAAAUGUCAGUCAUGUUGACGUUAAAAGCUGCACUUCCGGGUUUUUUUUUUCUUUCUCUUUCUGUGAGGCGAUUGUGCGCGCGCUGACGCAGCUGAACUCGGCCGAAGUCGGAGUUGCACAGUCAUGCUGAUGUGGAUCAGACUACUGGCACGGCACUAAACAGCUGGGCAGCUGACCUUUUUUUUAUUAUGUUUUUUUUUUACUUCUAGAUAUUGCGGUAUAAAAGUAGACUCACUUCCGGAAGUUAGCACGCCAGAAUCGGAUUAAAAGAAGUGGCCGUCACGCGCGCUUACUAAAAAGAGUACUUCAUUGGACUUUAUUGUACUCCUCUGUGCUACAGAAACAUUGUGGUUUGAAUUACUCUGGAUAUAUUUUCUGGAUUAUGCGCACCUAAUCAGAGAGCACUGAGACAUACCGCAGAGUCACGCUUGAAGAAAAUGAACCACAGUUGAGAAGGAUUUGUGUGGAUUUAGGAUAUCUGACAAGUUCUUUUGAGCUUCUUUUGUUGGUAUCUAUGUGAUAUUCUCUCAGUAUUUGGCCCGGAUCAUUAAACAAUGCCUAUUUGUUCUGAGAAAGACCCCAGUCAAGAUGGAUUUAGAGUCAGACAAAAAAAACAUGGCUUCCUAUCUCCCAGUGACUCGCAGUUGAGUCUGUAUUACUUCAUGACUCGUGGUUGGAUCUAGACUCUUUUUCCUGCCCAAUAUUCUGUGAAACCAAAUUACAACCCAGCCUUAGAGGAUGAUAUGUCCAAGGAAGAAGAGGCCCGUCAAAGAUGAGGAUUUUUCAGCCAUUGCGGUGCCCUCGAUGAAAGGCCAUGGCUAUCUGGAUUACACCAUUGAGAGUUACCCUUCCAGAGCUCUUCAGCUCAUGGACGAGUUGCGUCAAAACGGACAGCUCUGUGACAUGGUACUUCGAGUGACGUACAAAGAGACGAUAGUGGAUUUCAAGGUGCACAAACUGGUACUGGCAGCCUGCAGCCCAUACUUCAAAGCCAUGUUCACCAGCAACUUCAAGGAGUGCCAGGCCUCAGAGGUGACUCUCAGGGAUGUUUGCCCUCAGGUGAUCAGUAGGUUGGUGGACUACGCCUAUACCUCCCGCAUCACUGUAGGGGAAAAGUGUGUGCUGCACGUCCUGCUGACUGCGAUGCGCUUCCAAAUGGAGGACGUGGCAAAAGCAUGCUGUGACUUCCUGAUGAAGAACCUAGAGCCCUCAAAUGUCAUUGGGAUUGCCCGGUUUGCAGAGGAGAUCGGCUGUGUUGAGCUGCAUCAGCAGUGUCGGGAGUACAUCAACAGUCACUUCAGUGAGGUGACCAAGGAAGAGGAGUUCUUCAGCCUGACACACUGCCAGCUGCUGGAGCUCAUCAGUCAGGAUAGUCUGAAGGUUCUGUGCGAGACUGAGGUCUACAAAGCCUGCAUUGACUGGGUGCGCUGGGAUGCGGAGGCUCGCUCCCAGUACUUCCAUGCUCUGCUCAAUGCCGUCCAUAUCUAUGCCUUGCCGGCCAAGUUCCUCAAGAGGCAGCUGCAGUCAUGUCCUAUCUUGAGCAAGGCCAACGCCUGCAAAGACUUCCUCUCCAAGAUCUUCCACGACAUGACCCUCCGUAAGUACCUGCCCCCUACUCCAUACCGAGGCACUAAGUUGAUUUAUGUGGCUGGGGGUUACAAGCAGCACUCGUUGGACUACAUGGAGGCUUUUGACCCACGAAAAAACACCUGGCUGCCCCUGGCGCCCAUGGAGCAACCCUGCAGUGGCUUGGGGGCCUCCGUACUGUUUGGGCUCUUCUACACUAUUGGGGGUCGAAACCUCUCGCUGCAGAGCAAUGCAGACUCUGCAACACUGUCCUGCUACAACCCCAUGACCAAUCAGUGGACCCAGCUAGCUUCACUUAACACAGCAAGAAAUAGAGUGGGCACUGGGGAACUUGAUGGGAGCAUCUACGCUGUUGGAGGAUCCUAUGGCUCCACACAUCACAACACAGUGGAGAGGUACGAUCCAGAGACAAACAGGUGGACAUAUGUGGCGCCAAUGUCAGUGGCACGCCUGGGAGCUGGCGUGGCAGCAUGCGGGGGAGCUCUGUAUGUGGUGGGGGGCUUUGAUGGCCAAAACCGUUGGAGAGCGGUGGAACGCUACCAACCAGACACCAACACUUGGCACCAUGUAGCAUCUAUGAAUACUGCACGAAGUGGCUUAGGUGUGGUGUCUAUAGAUUCUUACCUCUACGCAGUGGGUGGUUAUGAUGGCCAAAGGCAACUCAACACUAUGGAGAGAUAUAACGUAGCCAGAGAUGUUUGGGAGCCCAUGGCAUCCAUGGUCCACAGUCGAAGUGCCCAUGGAGUCACGGUGUACCAUAACAAACUCUUCGUGUUUGGUGGUUUCAACCAGACUGGUUUCCUGGCCAGCGUGGAGAGUUACUGCCCAGCAAGUAACCAGUGGACGUAUGUGACGGAUAUGCCGGUGGCUCGAAGUGGUAUGGGAGUGGGGGUAACCAUGGAGCCCUGCCCGGGCUGCCUUCCCGAGGAGGAAGACUCCACAUCUGUAUGACGCACAUACUUCAGACUUUGAACCUUGCAGCGUCGUCAGAAAUCAUACCUUAUCCCUUGAGGUUGAGUAGAUUCGUGGCAGGUUUCCCAGUCGGAAUGAUUUUGACCCCUUGUGCUGUGGCAGUAUUUCACAAGUCACAUUUUUCCCCUACAUGGUAUAGGUUUGUGUGUGUGUGUGUGUGUGUGUGUGUGUGUGUGUGUGUGUGUGUGUUAUUUAGAAAGCAAAGCAAAUCACUGGACUACUGACAUUUCUUGAUGAACUUUGAUUACUCUGUGAAUAAAAGUUUUGAUCUGUAUAUUUGUGGAUUUAAAAAACUAAAAAAGUAUAACCUCUUUAUUAGAUAAAUAUAUUGAGCACUCA